This is a messenger RNA of Sceloporus undulatus (fence lizard), 2441 nucleotides long. It is a transcript of the gene DPF1, whose product is annotated as double PHD fingers 1. Gene Ontology annotation, biological process: nervous system development. Gene Ontology annotation, cellular component: nBAF complex. The record is from RefSeq and is a predicted model, not a curated record. Lineage: Eukaryota; Metazoa; Chordata; Lepidosauria; Squamata; Phrynosomatidae. Bases 184 to 1356 code for a protein of 390 amino acids. The transcript is spliced from 12 exons.
CCUUGCAGGCUUGCUGGAGAAUGAAUAAAAUUGUACAGUAUAUUCUGAUGUGAGAGGUAUUAAAAAAAAGCAAAGAAAGAAAAGAAAAGAAAGGGGGGGGAUUUUCUCUCUCUCUCUCUUUCUCUCUCUUUCUGCUUCUCCAGCCAGCCAAGCAGGCAGAGGGAUUUUGCAUACCGUGUCAAAAUGGCUACAGCUGUGCACAAGCCUAUCAAAUGCCUGGGCGAAGAUUUCUACCGGGAAGCCAUUGAACACUGCCGCAGCUACAAUGCCCGGUUGUGUGCCGAACGCAGCAUGCGCCUACCUUUCCUUGACUCGCAGACGGGAGUUGCCCAGAACAAUUGCUACAUCUGGAUGGAGAAGACCCACCGGGGUCCAGGGCUGGCGCCGGGUCAGAUCUACACCUAUCCAGCUCGGUGUUGGCGCAAGAAGCGGCGGCUGAACAUCUUGGAGGAUCCAAGACUUCGGCCCUGUGAAUUCAAGAUUGAUUGCGAGCCCCCUUUGAAGAAAGAAGGCGGCUUGCCCGAGGGUCCUGUGUUGGAAGCCUUGCUGUGUGCCGAAACCGGAGACAAGAAGCCAGAACUGAAGGAGGAGGAGCUGAACUUGGACUGUCCGAAAGCUCCUAUUGGUGAAUUCCUUCAUGACUUGGACACAGAUGACUUGGAAGAUGACGUCCCUCGCCGUAAGAACAAAGCCAAAAGCAAGGCGUAUGGAAUUGGAGGACUGCGGAAGAGACAAGAUGCUGCGUUGCUGGAGGACCGAGACAAACCCUAUGUUUGUGACAGUGAGUUUUGUGGGAAGCGCUACAAGAACCGUCCAGGACUGAGCUACCAUUACACGCAUACACACCUGGCGGAGGAGGAGGGCGAGGAAGGCCCUGAACGUCACACCUUGCCCUUCCAUCGUAAGAACAACCACAAACAGUUUUACAAAGAGCUGAAUUGGGUCCCAGAGAACCAGCGCAGGCACACAGCUAAGAAAGCUCCGGACGGCACAGUCAUACCAAACGGUUAUUGUGAUUUCUGUCUAGGCGGCUCCAAGAAGACUGGCUGCCCUGAAGAUCUCAUUUCCUGUGCAGACUGCGGCCGCUCAGGGCACCCGUCCUGCCUGCAGUUCACCGUGAACAUGACAGCAGCUGUCCGGACUUACCGGUGGCAAUGCAUCGAGUGCAAGAGCUGCAGCCUCUGUGGCACCUCAGAGAAUGAUGACCAGCUACUGUUCUGCGAUGACUGCGACCGGGGCUACCACAUGUACUGCCUGAGUCCCCCCAUGGCCGAGCCCCCAGAAGGAAGCUGGAGCUGCCACCUGUGCCUACGGCAGCUGAAGGAGAAGGCUUCAGCCUACAUCACUCUGACCUAAACUGGUGCUCUCACCCCUGCCAGCCUUCCUCUGUAUCCGACUUGGAGGGCUCCAAGAUCAUAGUCCUGGUGGGAUGGGGGGCCAGCCAUCAAAUGUGUGUAUGUGUGUGUGUGAGCUCUGGCCUUGGAACAAUGAUGAUUUUACCUGCUAUUUCAGGUUGGCUGGAAUCCCCACUUUCAAAAGGUGAGGGAAGGGGCCUGAUCUUUUGGUGAGAUAUCCCUCUCUUUUCCCCUUCCCUUCAAACCCAGCUGAAGUGGUGGGGCCAACUCCUUCCUGCCUUUGCCCUCCACUGCCUGGCUGGCGCCUACCCACCCUGUCAACUCCCAAGGAGCCAAAAACUCAACUCAAAAGCCAUAAAAGCCAGAGAGGGAAGCAAGUGCCAGCCUCUCUCUCUUGGCUCCAUGUCCCUUUCCUCCAUCUCCUGGCUGGGAAGGGAAGGGGCUUUCUUUUUGUUCCUUCCCACCCCACCAGAAUGAUGUUGCAUGCAAAAUGGUUUCUUCUUCCUAGCUUUUCCUGGGGAGAGGAGAAAGCUGGGAGUCUGGCACUCCAUGCGCACCCUUGUCUCAUGGUUGUUUUUUAAAAAUUUUGGUUGGGGUUUUGUUUUGUUUUUUUGCUACACUGCAGUUUGGAGUUCCCCACCAAAUUUCCUUCUUCCGCCGCUUUCCUUUUAGGUUCCUCUCUAUCAAAUGGGGAGGAAGAAAAUCGGUGGGCGUGGAGUCCGACAUCCAUCUAACUUGAGUCAGGAUGGGAGUGCUAGGUGAUGGGCUUGGGGGUGCUAGGAUGGCCGCCUGAAAGGUGGCCGAGGCCGAGCGAGGGGACCUCCCAGCUAUUAUACAAGGCAGGAGUUUCUUUUUCUUUUCAGUGUUGCUGGAUUUUAAAAAAUUGUAGGGGUGGGGGGACUUGGAAAAAAAAAGGUGGAGAAGGGUAGAAAGCUACCUCCCCACCCCUUCCCAACUUGGAGGGAGAAUGUGUUAGGGGGCUUUGGGUCGAGGGCGGGUGGGAUAAAGAGGCUGCUGAAGGCUAGCAGGGGGAGCACUCCCGCCGAGCCCCCACCUUGUGUACAUGGUGUUGUUCUGUUGCCUGCA